CGGGCGCGGGCUGGGCAGCACUCCGACCGCGGCGGGAGCCGGGCGGCCGUGUCGUCAGUCGGGCGAGCGAGGCGGCGGCGGCAGCCGGGCCGGGGCCGGGACCGGGGCUGGGGCAGCGGCGGCCGCGCGGGGCAUGGAGCAGGCAAGCCCGCGCUGAGGCAGGACGCGCCUGCUAGCCGCGAGCGAGAGGCUCUCCGUCGUCCGGCGCGCGGGCUCCCCGACCCGGGCCAGGCAAACUUUUCUUUCUUUUUUGCCCUCCCCAGAGGCGCCUUCUUCGGCGGGCGGACCGACUCCUCGGCGCGGCGGGGCCGGGGCAAGCUGGACGCAGCAUGAUGCGCGCAGUGUGGGAGGCGCUGGUGGCGCUGGCAGCGGUGGCGUGCCUGGUGAGCGCGGUGCGCGGCGGGCCCGGGCUCAGCAUGUUCUCGGGCCAGGCGGCGCAGCCCGACCCCUGCUCCGACGAGAACGGCCACCCUCGCCGCUGCAUCCCCGACUUUGUCAACGCGGCCUUCGGCAAGGACGUGCGCGUGUCCAGCACCUGCGGCCGGCCCCCGGCGCGCUACUGCGUGGUGAGCGAGCGCGGCGAGGAGAGGCUGCGCUCUUGCCACCUCUGCAACGCUUCGGACCCCAAGAAGGCGCACCCGCCCGCCUUCCUCACGGAUCUCAACAACCCGCACAACCUGACGUGCUGGCAGUCCGAAAACUACCUGCAGUUCCCUCACAACGUCACGCUCACACUGUCUCUCGGGAAGAAGUUCGAGGUGACCUACGUGAGCCUGCAGUUCUGCUCGCCACGGCCCGAGUCCAUGGCCAUCUACAAGUCCAUGGACUAUGGGCGCACGUGGGUGCCCUUCCAGUUCUACUCCACGCAGUGCCGCAAGAUGUACAAUCGGCCGCACCGCGCGCCCAUCACCAAGCAGAAUGAGCAGGAGGCCGUGUGCACUGACUCCCACACCGACAUGCGUCCGCUCUCGGGCGGCCUCAUCGCCUUCAGCACGCUGGACGGGCGGCCCUCUGCGCACGACUUCGACAACUCGCCAGUGCUGCAGGACUGGGUAACGGCCACCGACAUCCGCGUGGCCUUCAGCCGCCUGCACACUUUCGGCGAUGAGAACGAGGACGACUCGGAGCUGGCGCGCGACUCGUACUUCUACGCGGUGUCGGACCUGCAGGUGGGCGGCCGCUGCAAGUGCAACGGCCACGCAGCCCGCUGCGUGCGCGACCGCGACGACAGCCUGGUGUGUGACUGCAGACACAACACGGCCGGUCCGGAGUGCGACCGCUGCAAGCCGUUCCACUAUGACCGGCCCUGGCAGCGCGCCACGGCCCGCGAAGCCAACGAGUGCGUGGCCUGCAACUGCAACCUGCACGCCCGGCGCUGCCGCUUCAACAUGGAGCUCUACAAGCUGUCGGGGCGCAAGAGCGGGGGCGUCUGCCUCAACUGCCGCCACAACACUGCCGGCCGCCACUGCCACUACUGCAAGGAGGGCUACUACCGCGACAUGGGCAAGCCCAUCACCCACCGCAAGGCCUGCAAAGCCUGUGAUUGCCACCCUGUGGGCGCUGCCGGCAAAACCUGCAACCAGACCACUGGCCAGUGUCCCUGCAAGGACGGCGUUACCGGCAUCACGUGCAACCGCUGCGCCAAGGGCUACCAGCAGAGCCGCUCGCCCAUCGCGCCCUGCAUAAAGAUCCCCGUGGCACCACCGACCACCACAGCCAGCAGCGUGGAGGAGCCAGAAGACUGUGAUUCCUACUGCAAGGCCUCCAAAGGGAAACUGAAGAUUAACAUGAAAAGGUACUGCAAGAAGGACUAUGCCGUCCAAAUCCACAUCCUGAAAGCGGACAAGGCGGGGGACUGGUGGAAGUUCACGGUGAACAUCAUCUCCGUGUACAAGCAGGGCGCGAGCCGCAUCCGCCGCGGUGACCAGAGCCUGUGGAUCCGCUCGCGGGACAUCGCCUGCAAGUGCCCCAAAAUCAAGCCUCUCAAGAAGUAUUUGCUGCUGGGCCACGCUGAGGACUCGCCCGACCAGAGCGGCAUCGUGGCGGACAAGAGCAGCCUGGUGAUCCAGUGGCGGGACACGUGGGCGCGGCGGCUGCGCAAGUUCCAGCAGCGCGAGAAGAAGGGCAAGUGCAAGAAGGCCUAGCGCGGAGGCCACGGCGCGCGGGGCCGUCGGGCGGGGCGCGGGACCCGGCCGAGCGCGAGCGCGCGACCCGCCACCGCUGCAGCCUGGACUUGGCCCCGCAGGGCUUUCCCAGGUGGGGGGCGGGGGCGGGGCCGCGGCCUGCGCGGGGGCGGGGCCCUCGGCGGCCCCUCCCCUGCGCUGCCCCGGUCCCGCCCCCCCGCGCGUCCCGGGCGGGAGCGGCGCGCCGGGCAGGGUGCGCAGCAGGCCAGGCCCUGGAGAAAUGAGGGCGAGACUUAAGCUACCUCACGGGCACCUUCCAGAGCAGCGACCGCGGCCCUAGGGCCAGGCGGGGUUGCCGCGCCGGGGGGCGGGCAGCCUGACCUGGGGCCGAGGCUCUGCCCGGAAACGCGCCGGUGGGGCCGCGCCCGCGGCUCGUGGACGGUCAGGAGGGGGCCGUGAGGGGACCUGAAUUCUCAGGCCCGCAGCCUGGGCGGGGGGCUGAGCGGGCCGGUCAAACCCCCCCCCCCC
Molecule: messenger RNA, 2651 nt
Organism: Manis javanica (Malayan pangolin)
Lineage: Eukaryota; Metazoa; Chordata; Mammalia; Pholidota; Manidae
Gene: NTN1
Product: netrin 1
Biological process (GO): dendrite development; motor neuron axon guidance; tissue development
Cellular component (GO): basement membrane
Molecular function (GO): protein binding
Source: RefSeq, a predicted model, not a curated record